CGUAAUACUGUAACGUGUUCAAACCAGUUUUCCAUACAAAUGGAAAGAACAACGCGAUCUCGCUGUAUAUACUUUUCAUCAGUCGAGUUUUGUUUCACUUUUAGUAAAGUUCUUCUCUUGUUUCGUUUACUUUUUAAUCCCGCCAAUUUUUUACAGUAUUUUUUGAAACCAUGGAAGUGUUUGUGUGGUGCUCGAGCUGAAUUUUUUUCUUUCGUUUUAAAAAUGUGUAUUUUAUUUUUUACCAUUUUUCAUCGUAAAAAACCCAACUUAAGGUUUAAUUUUCAUUAUUUAUUGAGUACUUCGUGUGUUGGGUAGCGACGAAUAUGAACAAAGUGUUGAUAAAUUUUAAUAAAGUGUGAAAAAUGCGAUGGAUAUCUCGAUUGAUAGUAUUUUUAUCUGUUUUUAUUAUUUAUUUAACUAUAGAUGUAUCCGGUUUACUUUGGGAUUCAGAGGAUUCGUUUUGUGUAAUGCGAAGGGAGGAUUAUUGUCCUGAUAAAGAUAUCAGAUUUUACCUAUACACGAGCGAACAAAAGACUCGCAGAGAGAUCGAUACCUCGUUUAGAUAUUCAUUGCUGAAGUAUGGUUGGAAUCCUAAUAAGAAAAAUGUUAUCGUUAUCCACGGAUUCAACGGUACUGAGAGUAAAUCUCCUAUGACCAUUAUUCGAGAUGCUUAUCUGAACAGAGGAGAUUAUAAUGUGUUCACUGUGGAUUGGAGUAUCCUGACAUUUUUCCCUUGUUACCUAUCUUCUUUAAGUAAUACCCGGUUGGUGGCUCAAUGCACAGCUCAAUUUUAUUCGCAUUUGACCUACAACGGAGCUUCAGCUUUCAAAAUACAUUGCGUUGGGCAUAGUUUAGGUGCUCACAUUUGUGGCAUGAUGAGUAAUCAUUUAUCUCACAAGAUGCAUAAAAUCAUCGGUUUAGAUCCAGCCCGACCUCUAGUCGAUCGAUACGGCUCGGAUAAUUUCCGAUUGACGAAAAAUGACGCGAAUUUCGUCCAAGUCAUCCACACAAACGCCGGCCUUUUAGGGGAAACACCCCAAAUCGGACAUGUGGACUUUUGCGUCAACGGAGGCACAAUGCAGCCGAGUUGUCAAAGAGAAUCGCAAAUCAUCAGAAGAUCGAGAUGCAGUCAUUUCAUGAGCGCUUGCUUCUUCGCAGCUACUGUGACUGAUCGUCAUAAACGAUUCAGAGGCCUUCCGUGUACCACCGGUUGUAGAAAUCUACCCGGAUUCAAAGGUGUAAAAGGAGUUGCCAUGGGAGAACAUACGCCCGAAAAUGCUCGAGGUAUUUUCUGUCUGAGAAUGAUGGAUAACAAAAAAUGUCCUUUUGAUUAAACGACAUUUACUUUACUGGCAAACAUAAUAUGCUGAAGUGGAGUAGGCGUUCUCUCUUUUUUUUCGAAACACGUUCCAUUAUUCAGCGACGAAUCAAUUAAUAAUGCAGCUCAAUUGUUGGAUUACCAUUUUUUUUGUACUUAUUUGAUGUUUUUUUUUCUUUUUGCAUAUAUUCUAUGAUUGAUCAUGUGUAUUAUUUAUAUUUUUCAUUUCAUUUCUUUUUUUUGCUAUGUUAUUUGUAUGAAUUGUGUCAUGUAAGUAGAUACUUUCAUUUUAAAAUCAAAUUAUCUAGUUUUAAGGUCUAUACUUAUAGUAAUCGUUGAACGCUUUAUUUAUGCAAUAUAUGUUGUUGUUUUUUUAUUAUUUUUUUUCCUAAAA
Molecule: messenger RNA, 1712 nt
Organism: Planococcus citri (citrus mealybug)
Lineage: Eukaryota; Metazoa; Arthropoda; Insecta; Hemiptera; Pseudococcidae
Product: lipase member H-like
Exons: 8
Coding region: 363-1334 (323 amino acids)
Biological process (GO): lipid catabolic process
Molecular function (GO): lipase activity
Source: RefSeq, a predicted model, not a curated record